GCUUCACAUACUUGUCAGAUCAGCAAAGCUCCAGAAUGAAGGGGGUAAACUUUAAAGGAGACACAGUUUAGUGGUGUGAUGGCAGACAGCUCACACACCACAUGCUGAGGCAGCCUUGAUGACCAGGGCAGCAGUUAAGGACGUUACCUAGGAGGAUGGCCAACUCUAGUGGACUGCAGCAGGGGAUCUGAAACAAUGACUUCUGUGAGAGGAGAGAGCGAAUCUAAGUGGCUGCUACAAAGGACUUGGCAGUACAAAGGAUUCAGUAGCUGUGAAGAGGAAGUUAUUCUUUUCCACGGAUGUGCACCACCAGAACUAGAGCUGAGUUAGAGGCAGUGGAAAUGUUGCAACAUCCCAGUGCUAUAUAAAUAAGAUGUGCACAUGAUAAGAUGAAAUGUCUUUAACUGUUGUCUCUUAGUGCGUUGAUAUUUUACUCUUUUUCUUUUCUUUUUUUUUCCAAUUGACUGUCUAACAGGUAAUGCUCUCUGUGCACCUGUGCCAAACCAGCACAGUUGUUACUUCUGUGGUUUUAAUUACCGUUUACGUCCAAUGUGAUCAUGAGCAGUAAGCGCAGUUUGUUUUUGUUUUUUGUUUUUUUUUUUCCAUCAUCAACCUCCAUCAUCCUCCUGUUGCCCCGGGGUUUUUGUAUAAAACCUGUUUCUCUCUCUGCAGCAUCUUCACGCAGCGUCUCAACCCUCCCGAGCCGCGCUGAGUGACGCGUUUUCAGGCCAAUCGCGUCACGACUCUGGUCGUCGACGACGCUGAAAGAGAGGGGCGGUGUCCAAUGACGAGGGUCGGAGGGGUGUUGGUGGAGCAGAAGGAGGAGGAGGAGGAGGAGGAGGACAUCGGCGCACUUCACCGCUCCUCCUGUGGGUUCACGGAGAGAGAGAGAGUUAGUGCCAGAUAUUCAGCUCCGGGAGUGAGAGCGCAAGGAUAAACGGCACACACGCUGGGAAGUAGAGACACCGUGCGCGAUGCUGUUAGUCUGAACACUUUUUCAUUUUUUCUUCAAAUUUGUGCCAGUACCGGCGGACUGGGAUCGGAUCUGAGAGAGUACACCUUUUUUUCUUUUUCUUUUUUUUUUUGGAAAUCCAUCCUGAUGGUUCUUUUAACCUUGGUUCUGCGGCAGCUGACGGAGCUCAGUGAACUUGAAACAUGAUGAGACUCGGGAGUCUUUCUCUGUCUUCACCCCACCGGAGCUUUCACCUUAACAGGUUUCUCUGUGAAGGAUUUCUCUCAUCACAUUUCAGAAGUCACUGUCUCUAACAACAGCUGCAUAGAAAGAAGGAAGCACGCCGGGAGCCCAGUCAAAGUACCAUGGAUCUAAAAGACUAUUACCUGUUGGGCUUGCUGCUUGCCUGCAUAUGGUUAGAUCCCUCCAUAGCUCAGGAGCUGAUCUACCCCAUUAGAGAGGAACUGCAGGAGAAUGUCCUCAUUGGAAACAUACCAAAGGACCUUAACAUUUCCCACAUGAACGCCGCCACUGGAACGAGUGCUAAUCUUGUGUACCGGCUCGUCUCCAAGGCAGGAGAUAACCCUCUGGUCCGCGUCCUGAGCAGCACCGGUGAAAUAUUCACUACAUCCAACCGCAUCGACAGAGAGAAGUUGUGCCCCGGCCCCUCGUUUGAGGACAGCGAGUGCUCCUUUGAAAUAGAAGUGGUCAUUCUGCCUAAUGAUUACUUCAGGCUGAUUAAGAUCAAGAUCAUCGUCAGAGACACAAACGAUAAUGCGCCCAUGUUCCCCUCCCCCGUGAUCAACAUCUCCAUCCCUGAGAACACACUUAUUAACAGUCGCUUUGCCAUUCCCUCUGCCACCGAUCCAGACACUGGACCCAACAGUGUCCACAAAUAUGAGCUGAUCAACGGGCAGAGCGCCUUUGGAUUAGACAUAGUGGAAACGCCUGAGGGGGAGAAAUGGCCCCAGCUCAUUGUGCAGCAGAACCUGGACAGAGAGCAGAAGGACACGUAUGUGAUGAAGAUCAAAGUGGAGGACGGUGGCAAUCCACAGAAAUCCAGCACUGCCAUUUUACAAGUUACAGUCACAGAUGUGAAUGACAACAGGCCGGUGUUUAAGGAGAACCAGAUGGAAGUGCACAUACCGGAGAACUCUGCUAUCGGAACGUCUGUGGUGCAGCUCGUGGCCACAGACGCAGACAUAGGAGCCAAUGCAGAGAUACGUUACAUGUUUGGGACACAGGUGUCUCCUGCGACCAAAAGACUCUUUGCGUUGAACUCCACAUCUGGUCUCAUUACAGUGCAGAGGCCGUUGGAUAGAGAAGAAACGGCCAUUCACAAGCUCUCUGUUUUGGCCAGUGACGGCAGUUCCAGUCCUGCCAGAGCCACUGUUACUAUCAAUGUAACUGAUGUUAAUGACAACCCACCGAACAUAGACCUGAGAUACAUAAUCAGUCCCAUCAAUGGGACUGUUUUCCUCUCGGAGAAGGAUCCGAUCAACACUAAGAUAGCCCUCAUCACGGUGUCAGACAAAGACACUGACAUAAACGGCAAGGUCAUCUGUUUCAUAGAAAAGGACGUGCCCUUCCAUCUCAAAGCUGUGUAUGAUAACCAAUAUCUGUUAGAAACAUCUGCACUUCUCGACUAUGAAGGGACCAAAGAGUACAAUUUUAAAAUUGUAGCCUCAGACUCUGGAAAACCAAGCUUGAAUCAGACUGCUCUGGUGCGAGUGAGGCUGGAGGAUGAGAAUGACAACCCACCUAUUUUUACUCAACCAGUUAUUGAGCUGGCUGUGAUGGAAAACAAUAAACGAGAUCUCUUCCUCACCACUCUCACCGCCACGGAUGAAGACAGCGGGAAGAAUGCAGAGAUAGUUUAUCAGCUAGGACCCAAUGCAUCUUUCUUUGACCUGGACCGCAAAACAGGGGUCCUGACAGCAUCCAGGGUUUUUGACCGGGAGGAUCAGGACAGGUUCCUCUUCACAGUAACAGCCAGAGAUAAUGGGACCCCUCCACUGCAAACUCAGGCAGCUGUGAUUGUGACCGUGCUGGAUGAGAAUGACAACAAUCCUAAGUUCACGCACAACCACUUUCAGUUUUUUGUCUCCGAGAACCUUCCCAAAUACAGCACAGUGGGGGUCAUAACUGUCACGGAUUCAGAUGCGGGUGAAAAUGCUGCAGUUUCUCUCUCCAUAUUGAAUGACAACGAGAACUUCAUCCUGGAUCCUUACUCCGGUGUAAUCAAAUCUAAUGUGUCAUUCGAUAGAGAGCAACAGAGCUCUUACACUUUCGACGUGAGGGCUGUAGACAGCGGCAGACCUCCCUGCUCCUCAGCUGCCAAGGUGACCAUCAAUGUCAUCGAUGUGAAUGACAACACCCCCGUCGUCAUCUAUCCUCCCUCCAACACUUCUUUCAAGCUCGUUCCCCUCUCCUCAAUCCCAGGAUCUGUGGUAGCAGAGGUGUUCGCUGUGGAUGGAGAUACAGGCAUGAACGCUGAGCUCAAAUACACAAUCGUGAGUGGAAACAACAAGGGUCUCUUCAGAAUUGACCCAGUCACUGGUAACAUCACUCUGGAGGAAAAACCAGCAGUAACUGACAUAGGUUUGCACCGAUUAGUGGUCAAUAUCAGUGACCUGGGAUAUCCGAAAUCCCUCCAUACUCUUGUGCUGGUGUUUCUCUACGUCAAUGACACCGUGGGAAACGCAACCCUCAUAUAUGAUCUCAUACGACGCACCAUGGAAACCCCUAUAGACAGAAACAUCGGCGAAAGCAGUGAGACUUAUCAAAGCGGGGACUAUUUGACCAUAAUGAUAGCCUUUGUUACUGGAGCCUUUGUGGUGAUCGUUGUCAUUUUUGUGACCGUGCUCCUGCGCUGCCGCCACGCGUCCAGAUUCAAGGCUGCACAGAGAAAAAAGCAGGGAGCUGAGUGGAUGUCACCCAACACGGAGAACAAGCAGAACAAGAAGAAAAAGCGCAAGAAACGGAAGUCUCCCAAAAGUUCCCUCCUCAACUUUGUCACCAUUGAGGGUAACAAAGCGGACGAUCCUGCCCAUGAACCAAUCAAUGGAAGCAUCAGCUUACCAACCGAGAUGGAGGAGCAAGGGAUUGGACGCUUUGAUUGGAACGCAACGCCUACCACAACCUUCAAACCCAGCAGUCCUGACUUGGCCCGCCACUAUAAAUCAGCGUCACCACAAUCAGCCUUCCACGUCAAGGCUGAUACACCAGUUUCGGUUAAGAAGCAUCACGUGAUUCAAGAGCUGCCUUUGGAUAACACAUUUGUCGGGGGCUGUGACACCCUGUCCAAGAGGUCCUCCACCAGCUCCGACCACUUCAGUGCCUCAGAGUGCAGCUCCCAAGGAGGUUUCAAGACCAAGGGCCCCAUGCACACCAGACAGCAGGGAACUUUAACUCGUGCUCGAACUGAACUGAACCCCGAAUAUCUGGACCUUCGUCCACGAGCUGAGCUGAAUCCUGAAUACUGGACUCCUUGCACCCCUUUAUCGCAGCGGCGCGUCACGUUUCACCUGCCGGAUGGCUCUCAGGAGAGCUGCAGUGACAGUGGUCUAGGGGACCAUGAGCCUGCAGGCAGUGGCUCCCUGCUCACACAACCUCUCCCUCUGGUGCAGGCACAGGAUGACUUCUACGAGCAGGCCUCCCCUGAUAAGAGAACCGAAGCUGACGGCAACUCCGAUCCCAACUCCGAUGGUCCCCUGGGACCUCGGGGACUGGUAGAAGCUACAGAGAUGUGCACGCAGGAGUGUCUGGUCCUGGGACAUUCGGACAACUGCUGGAUGCCUCCAACGUUAGGAACAUACUCGCAACCCAAGACACACAUGUCCAGCUUUGAAUCCCAGAGGGAGUGGGGACCAAAGGAGAAACUUAUCAAUGGCCAUACUCUAACCAGAGGGUGGAAAAAAGAGGGUGGACGAUCUGAGAGUUACGGCGACAGGAAGCAGUUCGGGAGCGGAGAAGGACACUUCACCAACUCUGGAAUGGCCGACAUUCCCCUGGUUAGUCUAAAGUCCUGCCAGUCAGGCUCCUGCCCAGACAGCCCGAAAGAUCAGCAGAUAUAAGAUGGAGUUCGCGCCCGUGCUGCCAGACGUCCUUUCAUCUGGGCUCCUCAAAGAGACAAAAAGUUCUCACCUGAGCACCUCUUCUCUUUUCACACUUUUUUCUUACUGAAUCUUUUCCUCCCCCCUGAAGUUGUUGCUUCUGCAGUGCAAAGGCCACACACACGUGGGCCCCCAGACCACGGUGCUUCUGCUGCCUUCAACCGUACUACGGCUCUUUAACAAUCCACUCUUUUUGAACUAUCAUGAAUAUCCUUCAGCAGCAUUUCUGUUUUGUUUUUUUUUUUCCUUUCUUAAUUUUGUCCAAGAAAUGGGAGGGAAAACAAGUAAAAAUUGACAAAAAGAAGACAAAAUGCAAGAAAAAAAAAAGACUGUGGCUGACCAAUAUAUACAAAUAUGUGUGGUGUGGUUGUAAUUGAGUUGUUCCGAACUAUAUUAUUCAACACAAUCAAAGAAAAUAGAAUUGUUCUAAUGACACUGCUAGUAGACACUCGUUUAUUCCGUCAUCGUCUGUGUGUUUGUAAAUAAGAUGUAAUAAUCACUAUCAUGUAUCUGUAAUAACCACAGAGCAGAACAGUACUCGGCGUUGUUUUCCUGAUGACUACCAUUGGACAGUACUCAACAACAAAGACAACUAAACAAAUAUUUUUGCCAAAACCUCAGUUGAUUUCCCCAACUAAUUUUUUCCCAUUCUGUACUAUAAUGAGUGUGGGCCACAUUUCAUUUUUACUUUAACUUCAAGCACUGCAAAACCACAGAAUGAUCUCUUAAAAAAAAAAAGCAAAAAACAAAAAAAAAAAAAAAAAGCAUUUUGUAUCAAAGAUGUCAGUACUCGUUAUGUGCAUUAUAAAUAGGAAAAGCUCUGAAAGCUCUGCUCUGUACACUGGUUUUUUGAAAGUGUCCGGUACAAUUACAUAGCAAUAUAUUUGUAAAUGGCUAAAUGUUUUAUCUAAUGUUGAUCUUAUUAAUGUAUAGAUUUUAUUGGCGUUUCGAUUCCAGGUCCGCCAGCUCCGAUGGUUGACGUUUGUACAUAUUAUUUCCACAUAGAUUCUACUUCUCCAUCACACACUGGUUUAGGAAAGCGGUUCGUUCACGGUGCCUUCAUACGACUUCUUCAGAAACUGGAUCGUUCUAGUUCACCUGGAGACAACAGGUGGGAUUAAAAGGAUAUUCUGUCUGAUAAUUAAAUGCCUUAUAAAAACGUGCAAUCGCCUGAUUUGGAGUUGAAAUAAUCGAUUUGAAUUGAGGAAAAAAUAAAUAAAAAGGCAUGUGCAGACAGAUCAACCUUGAAAAACUCAUCUGUCAUUUCACUGCCUGAGUACAAAUGUUCUAUCUCACAGCAUGGAAGGCAAUUUUAGACAACGGAAAAGCAUGCCAGAAAAUAUAGCUUUGAAAUCUAACUUGGUCAUUUUUUGUGUCAUUUCUAUUUGUUGGAGUAAAAAAAGUUUAAUUUGUGCAUCACAGUAACGUUUUUAUUCUGUAAAACACUUUCUUCAUGUUUAUACCACAGUAUAAAAAAAAAUGUUAAGUGAGAUGGAGUGACUUUUUUCGCGGUACGUUUCCCAGUUGUGAGGGUGUUUAACAUCAAAGAUACUGGAACAGUUAACCCCUGUUAAUACUCUGCAGCUAUUCAGUGACUGCAAUAAAUGUUUUAAAAUCG
This is a messenger RNA of Cynoglossus semilaevis (tongue sole), 6685 nucleotides long. It is a transcript of the gene pcdh9, whose product is annotated as protocadherin 9. Gene Ontology annotation, molecular function: calcium ion binding. Gene Ontology annotation, cellular component: plasma membrane. The record is from RefSeq and is a predicted model, not a curated record. Lineage: Eukaryota; Metazoa; Chordata; Actinopteri; Pleuronectiformes; Cynoglossidae. The coding region runs from base 1318 to 5028 and encodes 1236 amino acids. The transcript has 5 exons. Gene Ontology annotation, biological process: homophilic cell-cell adhesion.